GUCUGUGUGACAGCACAGCAGUCAGGGUGGAGCCUGACUAUAAAACCUCUGCUGCACUUUCCUCCAACCUCUGAACAUUCCAGCCUCUCUCUCCUUUGCAGGCUUCCUCAUCCCAGUGCAGCAAGACUUAACAAGCAGCAGUCAUGCCGUCAGAACUGGAGACAGCCAUGCAGUCACUGAUCACGGUGUUCCACCGUUAUGCCUCUAGAGAAGGUAGAUCUGGUACACUCAGUCGGAGAGAACUCAGAGAAUUAAUGGAGAAUGAGCUGUCUAGCUUCCUAAAGUCUCAGAAGGAUCCUGCUGCAGUAGACAAGAUUAUGAAAGACCUGGACACCAAUGGCGAUGGCCAGGUGGACUUUGAGGAGUUUGUUUCUUUAGUUGUUGGACUUUCCAUUGCCUGCGAGCAGUGCUAUCAAAUGCACAUGAAAAAAAGUGGGAAGAAACAUUAGAACCGGAGAAAAAGAAAAGAUGAAAGCAUUUCAAUUUUGUAAAGCUCACAUUGUCUAUUAAAACACUGAAGAAUUCCAAAGU
Thalassophryne amazonica is the source of this 531-nucleotide messenger RNA. RefSeq names its product protein S100-A1-like. The coding region runs from base 144 to 449 and encodes 101 amino acids. Gene Ontology annotation, molecular function: calcium ion binding. Gene Ontology annotation, cellular component: cytoplasm. The transcript has 3 exons. The record is from RefSeq and is a predicted model, not a curated record. Lineage: Eukaryota; Metazoa; Chordata; Actinopteri; Batrachoidiformes; Batrachoididae.